AUGAGUUACGCCUGGUGGCAGGAAGAAAGUUUUUGUGGGAGGCGGGUAGAGAAGAAUUUACAGGACAAAAUUUUGGUCAGAAAAGCCAGGCGAAUAAAGAAAAAGAUACUCACAAAUCUCUCUUGACCACAAAUAGGUUGGCCAUGGCAGUCCCAGGAGUUUUCAUUCUGUGUUGCAGUUUACUUUGCCCCUGCUUUCGGGCAAGGAGGAGAGAUACUUCCCAUGUUGUUCUUGUGAAGGAACAAAGUUCAAUGGAUUCCGUUUCGUCUUUGGAAAUGAAUUCGGUUGCUGAAAAGAUUCCAGCAAGUCCAACGCGAGUGCCACCUAGUCCUUCUAGAUUUUCCAUUUCGCCAAAGCUUAAUAGAGUUGGAUCAGUUCAUCUCAAUAUGAAUCAGGUUGCUAGAGCUACUCACAAUUUCUCAGCAACAUCUAAGUUAGGUGAAGGAGGGUUUGGAACUGUCUACAAGGCUCAGCUACCAGAUGGCCAGGUAGUUGCCAUAAAACGAGCAAAGAAGGAAUACUCCGAAACUCUAGCAACUGAAUUCAGAAGUGAAGUUGAACUCCUGGCAAAAAUUGAACAUCGAAAUCUAGUGAAGCUACUUGGCUAUGUCGAUAAAGGAAGUGAGCGUAUUCUCAUCACGGAGUAUGUGCCGAAUGGGACUCUUAGAGAACAUCUUGAUGGUCAGCGGGGCAAAAUCUUGGAUUUUAAUCAGCGACUUGAAAUCUCUAUUGAUGUUGCUCAUGCCCUAACUUAUCUCCACGUAUAUGCAGAGAAGCCAAUUAUUCACCGUGACGUUAAGUCAUCCAAUAUUCUUCUGACAGAGAGCAAGAGAGCAAAAGUUGCCGAUUUUGGAUUUGCAAAGCUUGGAGAGCUGGACAAUGAUCAAACACAUAUUGUAACCAAAGUGAAGGGGACAAUAGGUUACCUUGACCCAGAGUAUAUGAGGACUCAUCAACUCACCACAAAAAGCGAUGUGUUCUCAUUUGGGAUUUUAUUAUUAGAAAUUCUGACGGGCCGUCGUCCUGUGGAAUCAAACAGACCUACUGAUGAGAGGGUGACACUUAGAUGGGCCUUCAAAAAGUACAAUGAAGAAAAUGUAAUGGAGUUGGUGGACCCUCUAAUGAAUGAAGCAGUAGACCAGGAGAUCCUAUUGAAGAUGGUUGGUUUGGCAAUCCACUGUGCAGCACCGACGCGAUCGGAUCGUCCAGACAUGAAGGUAGCGGGAGAACAGCUGUGGGCAAUUAGAAUGGAGUAUCUAAGGAGUGGAAGGAGAGAGUAA
Molecule: messenger RNA, 1280 nt
Organism: Ilex paraguariensis (yerba mate)
Lineage: Eukaryota; Viridiplantae; Streptophyta; Magnoliopsida; Aquifoliales; Aquifoliaceae
Source: the annotation of a GenBank genome assembly